Messenger RNA from Oncorhynchus kisutch (coho salmon), 3171 nucleotides. RefSeq names its product phosphatidylinositol glycan anchor biosynthesis, class K (gene pigk). NCBI's taxonomy places the organism in Eukaryota, Metazoa, Chordata, Actinopteri, Salmoniformes, Salmonidae. The record is from RefSeq and is a predicted model, not a curated record. Gene Ontology annotation, cellular component: GPI-anchor transamidase complex. Gene Ontology annotation, molecular function: GPI-anchor transamidase activity. Gene Ontology annotation, biological process: proteolysis; attachment of GPI anchor to protein.
UUAUCAUCAAAGAAGAAGAAGCACCUAGGGCGAUAGCUCUUCCUGUAGUAGCAACAUGGCUAGCUGCUGUUCCCUGAAAGUAUUGACACUUUUCAGCCUGUUUAUUGUUCCUGGCGCGGUGGAAAGUAAUAAUAUUGAGGCUAAAGCUGGUCAAUUCUUCAGCAGUGGACACACAAACAACUGGGCAGUUUUGGUGUGCACAUCCAGAUUCUGGUUCAACUAUCGUCAUGUGGCCAACACACUAUCUGUGUACCGUAGUGUCAAGAGACUGGGCAUCCCAGACAGUCACAUAGUUUUGAUGCUGGCAGACGACAUGGCGUGUAACCAUAGAAACCCGAAGCCGGCCACGGUGUUCAGUCACAAGAACAUGGAGCUCAACGUGUACGGAGAUGACGUAGAGGUGGAUUACCGUGGUUACGAGGUGACUGUUGAGAACUUCCUUCGUGUGCUGACGGGAAGGCUGCCACCCAGCACGCCGCGGUCUAAACGCCUCCUCUCUGACGACCACAGCAACAUCCUCAUCUACCUCACUGGUACAAUGAGCUGCUGUUCAUCAUUGAUACUUGUCAGGGAGCCUCCAUGUAUGAGAGAUUUUACUCUCCUAACCUCAUGGCCCUGGCCUCCAGUCAAGUAGGAGAGGACUCCCUGUCGCACCAGCCAGACCUGGCUAUCGGGGUCCAUCUAAUGGACAGGUACACAUUCUACCUGUUGGAGUUUCUGGAGGAUAUUCACCCUGCUAGCACCGCUAACAUGAAUGAUCUGUUUAAGGUGUGUCCUAAGAGUCAGUGUGUGUCCACUCCGGGCCACCGUACAGACCUUUUCCUCCGGGACUCCGGAAACGUCCUCAUCACCGACUUCUUUGGCAGUGUCCGUAAAGUAGAGAUCACCAUGGAAACCAUCAACCUGACAGCUCCCAUGGUGCAUCUGGCUGUGGAAAGACCAGUAAGUGAGCUGAAGACAGAGAGCCAGUCAUAUGUGGACCAACUACCAGUGGCUGAGAUUAUACACCAGAAACCAAAGCAGAGGGACUGGCACCCUCCAGAUGGUUUCAUCCUGGGUUUGUGGACUCUCAUCCUCCUGGUCUUCUUCAAGACGUACGGCGCCAAGCACCUUAAGCACAUCUUCUAACCCCUGACCUUUGAAGCCCGACCUCUGACCCAUUUCUGCUCCUUGUGCAGUUUGCACUAGUUCCCUUGGCUUCCUAGAUUUAAAAGAGGACUGGUAUAGGACUCAUGGUGAAUACUCUAAAGCGCAGGCUUUCAUCCAUCCAAGUGCACAACUGCGCACUUCAGGAUAAAGGACAGGCAAUUGGGACGCGGUGUUGGCGAGCUCCCAAUCUUCUGGAUUACUAGAAGACUACAAAGACAUUAUUAACAGGGAAAGAAUGGCGCAGUCUUUUAGUGGUAAUUGCCUUUGUAGUCAUUCUAUUUCUAUGGUUAUUAACAUUAUCGAACGGGGCGAUCUGUGAUUGGUACAUCCAGUUUGUUAUUGUUUGAAGAGCAGAUUGCCCCUUUUUCUAACAUCAUAUUGUUUAUGUUUAAACUCUGAACUGUGUUGGAGAGAAUGUGGUGACACAACACUGACCUGCACAAAGACACACAUUGUUGUGCCUUUCUGGACAUAAACAGUACUCUGACUACUGUUACUGCUGGUGUUUAUUAUCCUGUGUUGGAGAGAAUGUGGUGACACAACACUGACCUGCACAAAGACACACAUUGUUGUGCCUUUCUGGACAUAAACAGUACUCUGACUACUGUUACUGCUGGUGUUUAUUAUCCUGGACAUAAACAGUACUCUGACUACUGUUACUGCUGGUGUUUAUUAUCCUGUGUUGGAGAGAAUGUGGUGACACAACACUGACCUGCACAAAGACACACAUUGUUGUGCCUUUCUGGACAUAAACAGUACUCUGACUACUGUUUACUGCUGGUGUUUAUUAUCCUGGGCAUAAACAGUACUCUGACUACUGAUUACUGCUGGUGUUAAUUAUCCUGGGCAUAAACAGUACUCUGAUUACUGCUGGUGUUAAUUAUCCUGGGCAUAAACAGUACUCUGACUACUGAUUACUGCUGGUGUUAAUUAUCCUGGGCAUAAACAGUACUCUGAUUACUGCUGGUGUUAAUUAUCCUGGGCAUAAACAGUACUCUGACUACUGAUUACUGCUGGUGUUAAUUAUCCUGGGCAUAAACAGUACUCUGACUACUGAUUACUGCUGGUGUUAAUUAUCCUGGACAUAAACAGUACUCUGACUACUGCUGGUGUUAAUUAUCCUGGGCAUAAACAGUACUCUGACUACUGAUUACUGCUGGUGUUAAUUAUCCUGGGCAUAAACAGUACUCUGACUACUGAUUACUGCUGGUGUUAAUUAUCCUGGGCAUAAACAGUACUCUGACUACUGAUUACUGCUGGUGUUAAUUAUCCUGGACAUAAACAGUACUCUGACUACUGCUGGUGUUAAUUAUCCUGGACAUAAACAGUACUCUGAUUACUGCUGGUGUUAAUUAUCCUGGGCAUAAACAGUACUCUGACUACUGAUUACUGCUGGUGUUUAUUAUCCUGGACAUAAACAGUACUCUGACUACUGAUUACUGCUGGUGUUUAUUAUCCUGGGCAUAAACAGUACUCUGACUACUGAUUACUGCUGGUGUUAAUUAUCCUGGACAUAAACAGUACUCUGACUACUGAUUACUGCUGGUGUUAAUUAUCCUGGGCAUAAACAGUACUCUGACUACUGAUUACUGCUGGUGUUAAUUAUCCUGGGCAUAAACAGUACUCUGAUUACUGCUGGUGUUAAUUCUGUAUUGUAUGGAAUCUGGUGAAUAGGGGUUUAGAGUUAAAACACAACUGAAGAUUAAAGGAUGGACGCAGCGAAUGCUGGAAGAAACAAUCCUAUGUUUGUUGUAUUUUAAUUUUUUAUUGUUGCAUGGUUUAGAAUUUAAAGAGGGAGAACGGAAAAGGAAAUUGAGGAUAAAAUGAAGGGUUAAAAAAAAUACUGGAAAGCAAUGGUCCUUCUCAGGAGAGCAGACGGAUGUGUUCUUUGAGAUGGUUGAUUGUCUUAUUUGAUGUCGUUUAAGGAAAUGUGUGUAUUCUUUUUUCCCUUGAUUUUGUGUCUGGCAGCAGAGCUGUCUUUUUCCCUCAUAUCUAUAAUUAAAUUGAUGGGACUGAAAGGCA